This is a messenger RNA of Lasiosphaeria miniovina, 405 nucleotides long. RefSeq lists its product as uncharacterized. The transcript has a single exon. Gene Ontology annotation, molecular function: RNA polymerase II cis-regulatory region sequence-specific DNA binding; DNA-binding transcription factor activity, RNA polymerase II-specific. The record is from RefSeq and is a predicted model, not a curated record. Bases 1 to 405 code for a protein of 134 amino acids. Lineage: Eukaryota; Fungi; Ascomycota; Sordariomycetes; Sordariales; Lasiosphaeriaceae.
AUGCCGGGCCACGGUGCAGGUCCGGGCCCGGCGCCAGGGUCGGGAGCAGGGGCAGGGGCAACCGGCCCUGGCGGCCAGUACCACGAGUUUAGCGUCGGCACCUAUCCUGUGGUGCGCGAGUCGUCACAGCAGGAUCGCCCCUUCAAAUGCGACCUCUGCACCCAGUGCUUCAGCCGGAACCACGACUUGAAGCGGCACAAGCGAAUUCACCUGGCGGCGAAGCCCUUUCCGUGUCCAAGUUGCGAUAAGUGCUUCUCUAGGAAGGAUGCCCUCAAGGUACCCAAACCACGCCGCCGGCCUUCCCUCGUUGAGAUGCUGUUGCUAAUCAAUGCGUCUAGCGGCAUCGUCUUGUCAAGGCCUGCAAGUCGCCGCCUCCAAUACUCCCUGUGCCUGCGGCGUUGUUAA